GCGAGCGAGACUAGGGUUUAGCACGCUCCUCCGAAUCUCCUCCACCGCGGACUAGGCUGAUCGAUCGACAUCUCCAAGGUUCAGCGGGGCCGGAGCUCCGGUCUAUCCUCUAUCGCCGCCGGGUCGUGCUGAAGCCUGAAGCUUGAUAUUACCUGAUUGGUACAGCUGAAUUUGCUUGAUGGAGGAUCUACCAGAGGCUCUGGUGUCAGAGAUUGUCAAGAAGAUUAGCAGGACAAGUGAUCUGAAUUCUCUUUCCCUUGUGUCAAAGCAGCUCUACACGAUUGAGGGGAAUCAAAGGGGUGCUAUCCGUGUUGGUUCUGGUCUUUGCACUGCUACAGAAGCACUGGUAUCAUUGUGUGCCCGGUUCCCAAAUUUGUUGAAAGUUGAAAUCGAUUACUCUGGCUGGAUACCUGGACAUGGAAAUCAGUUGGACAACAGAGGCCUCUUUGUGUUUUCAUCUAACUGUUCCUCGCUGAUUGACCUCACCUUAAGCUUCUGCUCAUACAUCGAUGACUCUGGGCUUGGUUGUUUAGCUUAUUGCAAGACAUUGGCGUCUCUCAGUCUGAACUCCACACCCCAAAUAACUUCAACUGGGCUUAUCUCGGUUGCAGUUGGUUGCACGAGUCUAUCAGCUCUCCGCCUUAUUGAUUGCGAGAAAAUCGACAGCGUGGAGUGGCUGGAAUACCUUGGUAAGAAUGGAUCAUUGGAAGAGCUUGUAGUGAAGAAUUGCAAAGGAAUCAAUCAUCAUGACCUCCUAAAGUUUGGUUCAGGAUGGAUGAAGCUCCAGAAGUUUGAGUUUCAGAGGAAAAAUGGAAUACAUGAUAUUCAUCCAGGUUAUGAGUUCUUUGACCCCUAUUACGAUGCUCACGGCACGGAUAUAUAUGAUUUCUGCUGUGAGAGUUUGAAGGAUUUAAGGUUGGCGCGUAUUAAAACUUCUCCAGAAAUAGGACUUCGUGUUCUCUUAGGGAAGUGUAAAUCAUUGGAAAAGCUUUGCCUUGAGUAUGUUCAUGCCCUAAAUGACAAUGACAUGAUUGCAUUAUCCCAGAGAUGCAGCAACCUUGGAAGCAUCUCACUUUGGCUCUCACUUCAGCGCUACUAUAGUGAAGAAGAUGGCUACUGUGAGACCAGGACGUCAUUUACGGAUAAAAGCCUUUACGCUCUGGCGCUCAACUGUCCUAUGCUUCAGAUCGUAGACCUCAGAUUUACAGGAUGUUCUCCUGACUAUCCAACAGAAAUAGGAUUCACACAGAAGGGUUUUGUGGCACUCAUUCAGUCCUGCCCAAUUCGUGUUCUUGUGCUGAACAAUGCCAACUUCUUUGAUGACGAGGGUAUGAAGGCACUUUCAUCCUCACCAUAUCUGGACACACUUGAACUUAUAUUGUGUCAUGCGGUAACUGAUACUGGGAUGCGCUUCAUUGCACACGCACCAUCCUUGAGUAAUCUCACACUUCGGGCAUGUCAUAAAGUGACUGAUGCUGGAGUGACUGAACUGAGACGUGCACAUAAGUUAGAAUCUUUGGUUAUUGAGUAUUGUGGUGAGGUCUCUCUGCAAGCUGCGCAGGGUGUUACCAAGUCAGUUCACUACUCCAGCAAGUACUCAAACGCCCUUAUGAGGAAAAUAGUUUUGGGUGGUGCCUGAUGGAGUGGUCUCCCAAGUUCUCAGUAUGAAUUUGCUGGUAAAGUCAUUAAGUUGUUGACUGUUCACCAUUGGACAAGGCUGUGCAUCAUUUGACCAGAGUAUAAGUUCACUUCUCUGACCUUUACUGCAAUGAUUGUCCUGUAUGACAGUCUAAAUGUCUAGCGUUGAAACUUGGGACGGCAUCUGGUUAAUGAAACAAAUAUUAGUCAUCACAUGUGUGCUAUCUACGUCUGUAAUUCUAGUUGCUCAUUUUCUACUAUCUGUAGCCAUUUUGAAAUCCGCAUGGAUCGUCCCCAAGAUUCCAAAUUUUUGUUGUGGAUGAAGUAUAUUACAAAUUGUUUUUAUUGUUUUCAUUUA
This is a messenger RNA of Lolium rigidum, 1996 nucleotides long. RefSeq names its product F-box/LRR-repeat protein 14-like. The transcript is spliced from 2 exons. Gene Ontology annotation, cellular component: SCF ubiquitin ligase complex. Gene Ontology annotation, molecular function: protein binding. Lineage: Eukaryota; Viridiplantae; Streptophyta; Magnoliopsida; Poales; Poaceae. The coding region runs from base 179 to 1639 and encodes 486 amino acids. The record is from RefSeq and is a predicted model, not a curated record. Gene Ontology annotation, biological process: SCF-dependent proteasomal ubiquitin-dependent protein catabolic process.